This is a messenger RNA of Setaria italica (foxtail millet), 1779 nucleotides long. RefSeq lists its product as uncharacterized. The transcript is spliced from 3 exons. The record is from RefSeq and is a predicted model, not a curated record. The coding region runs from base 689 to 1228 and encodes 179 amino acids. NCBI's taxonomy places the organism in Eukaryota, Viridiplantae, Streptophyta, Magnoliopsida, Poales, Poaceae.
ACGGAGUUCUCUCCCCUCUCUUCUUCUCUAAUCUGACCCCAUCGAUUUGGGUGGUUGCGUUGCUUGGAGUUGGGAGGUGGAGUGGGAGAGGAGGAUCCGAGCGGGGAGGGUAUGGAGGAGAGCGAUUAGCGGUUGCCGAGUAGGGAGGAGGGGUAGUUCUUGAUCUUACUCGCGUUUGCCGGGCCUCGAAUUUGAGCGGGCAAAGGUUGUUUCUUUACCGGGAUUCUUGGGCGUGUGUUUUGGGUGAAUUUCGGGGGCUGCAAGUUGUUAUCCUCGUGGAUUUCUGUUUCGGGCGUUCAAUUUUUUUGUCGGAAUUUUUAAGCGGGAGCCAAUUUAGGGUGAUUUUUGUUUUUCUUUCUGUGUUGGGAGCAAUGAGUUUGGUUGGAUUCCAUGUUUGCCGCAUGAAGAUUUGAUGGUUGGUGACGCGCUUAAUUUCUCACCGGAUUAGAGAUUUUUUCCCCAGAAAGAGCCAUUUUUCUCGGUUGUGCUAGUCUGUCAAUCCAAUUAACUCGAACUCUGAAAGAAGAAACUUUCCCAAUUGGACCAGGAUUUUUGUGGUUGGCGUCUAAAGAAGUUUUUGGCUCGGCAGAUCCAAGAGAACGCCGAAUUUGCUCAACUUUUGGCCUGAUAGGGAGGUCCCCGAGCUUUUUUUUUCCUCGCGAGAAGCAAGGAUUUUUCUUUUUGCGCCAUGUCCAUGGCGUUGAGCCGCUUCACGCAAUGGCUGUGGCCGGGGGGCGCCGCGGCGCGGGUGUCCACCCACGAGCUCUCGAGCGCGGGGCUGACGAGCUCCUCCUUCCCGGACUUCCCCUCCGGCUUCCGGGAGCCCGACACCGUCACUUUCUACACCGGCGGCGGCGGCGGCGCGGGCGGCCGCCGCACGCGCCCGAGGAGGGUCAGGAACCGGCGCCGCAGCCGCGGGGAGUCCCGGGUCGACCGGGAGUACGACAUGGUCAUCGUGCCGUCUGACGGCGGCGGGUGCCUGUCCGGCUCAGACUCCGACGACUCCGACUGGUCCAUCGGCUGGCUCGAGCCCCAGGCGCCGGAGCUGCAGACGGACGGCGACCCCGAGAACUGCUUCGCCGUCCUCGUCCCAUGCUACCGCCACGGCCGCCAAGAGCAGCCUGGGAGGCGCGAGGGCAGGUUUCUGGGCGCCGGAGCCCUGGCCGACGGUGGCCUCUCUGACGAGAAGAAUUUUGUAGAGCAGUGGCUUUCUUCGCUCCAGAACUGAUAGCUCAGGCCUCCCCUAGCUACGUGUAAAUACUAAAUAGUAUCACUCCGUUUCGUUCUACUAAGUUUGUCUAGACGCAGAAUGUAUCGAUGAAGGAAGACAUGAAAAAACCCCCAAAAAAAGAAGCAAAACCAAAAAGAAAACAAUGAGCAGUGGGAUUCUGAAGCAGCACCGAAUGGGUAUGUCCUUCCUGAGGUUCCAAGGCUAUUCUACUCUUGCAAUGCAAGGCGAAUGCUGAACAGUACAAGCUGUGCGUCAUUGAAAAAAGAUUUUUGCCGUCCUGAUAUGUGCUGAGUGCUAACAUUGGAUUGAUAACAUGUAGAGAUGAACUGCUAUUCCAUUGGUAAAUUGUCCCACUUGCUUGGGGACCUCGAAUUCUACUGCCUGUACAUACUUUCUUGUAGUGUAUAUAGUCGGCGUAGAGCUGCGGUUGUGUGAUUCUUCGUUUGUGGUGCGUGUGCGUGUUAUUUCUUGUACAUUGGAACUGAAUCCCUUAUGAAUCAAUCAGUCUGCUGUAUAUAAAUCCUGUGAAAAUGUGAAUUUUGAUCUCU